Molecule: messenger RNA, 1015 nt
Organism: Dendrobium catenatum
Lineage: Eukaryota; Viridiplantae; Streptophyta; Magnoliopsida; Asparagales; Orchidaceae
Exons: 8
Coding region: 305-1015 (236 amino acids)
Source: RefSeq, a predicted model, not a curated record
AUACGGCAAAAAUUAACCUUUUUUAGUCAUUAUUAUCAAUGAACUACAGCCCGAAACCACCGCAAAGUUCCAGAAAUCAUCGAGAAUACGGUAGCAAUGCACAGCCAUGGAAGCAAUGGAUCGUGCCAAUCAGGCCAAAGUCCAGGUGAACGUCUCCUCAAGUGGAACUGAUUAUGACAUGGUCUGGGUAAAAGAUUCUAUUGAAUGUCAAACAAAGGAAUUUUUCUAAAGGAUAGUGCCAGUGACGAUUGGCAAGAGAAAGAUCAAUCAAUAAAACAACGCCAAAGAGUGAUUAUUGACGAGCAUGCAGUUUUCAUCCUGUGCGCUCAUACUGCAGCGGGAGAACCGGCUGCAUCUUUGUUGUGUAGCUGCCCUAAUCGCCCUCAUCAUCUUGGUGGCCACGCCAAGGAUCCCCCACUCACCCAACCAACACAUGUUCGCUGACAUGCGUAACUUCCUAGGAGUUCCCAACACCCUCAAUGUGCUCACGACGUAUCCGUACCUGUUCUUUGGUGUUCCUGGUCUAGUUUUCUGCCUCUCCGGUAGUUGUUUUGGCAUCAGCUUGAAAGGAGAAAUCUGGGGAUGGGUUUUGUUCUAUUCUGGGAUUGCUGCAGCAGCAUUUGGAUCUGCUUAUUACCAUUUGAAGCCAGAUGAUGAUCGAAUUAUUUGGGAUAGAUUGCCGAUGAUGAUUUCUACUGUUUCUCUUUUGUCUAACCUGGUUAUUGAGAGAUUGGAUGAGCGUGUUGGAAUAUCUUGUUUGAUUUCUCUGCUGAUGCUUGUUUUUAUUAGUGCCACAUUUGAAAGGACCUUUGAUGACCUUAGGUUGUGCAUGAUCUUCCAUUUUAUUCCGUGCAUUGCAAUCCCAAUAUUGGUUUUCUUGUUUCCACCCAAGUAUACACAUUCAACAUACUGGUUCUGGGCAGCAGAUGAAAUGGUCUAUUUUAACUUAUUAUUUCCAUCUUCAUCUGUUAGGGAUGUUAAGGGUCAUUCUGGUCAUGAUAUAUAUAACUUCUGA